CCUUUCUAGCUUUUCAUGCUGCAAUUUUAAAAAAGUUAAUCAAAGCUUUCUUCAUGGAUUCCAGUGAUAGUAGUAGCAUGCAAUCUACAAGUGGGGAUGAUGAAGGGUGCGAGUCACCGACGGAGUCGGUCCCAGCUUUUAUGAACACUAAUCCCUUAUCAAAUCCACACCCAUCACUUGUCUUCCACCAUCAAAACCACCCACCAAUUUUCUUUGAUCCUUCUGCAAAUUAUCUCAACCCUUUCUCUCAAUCUCAACAAAUUGAUUCACUGCUGAAUAUUGAUGGGUUUAGGCCGCUAAGCCAAAGACCUAAACCAAACUGUUGCACUGUUGACUUGGGUAGCUUUCAUCUUCAAGGCUUAUCUUCAUCGAGCCAAUCUACAUUAGGUGCCCAAGAACUUAACCAAGGCUGCUUAUAUCCAAGCUCAUCAUCCUUGCAAUCAAGGCCAUAUCAUGAUGUAAGGCUUUUAACAAAAUCCGAUCAGAAAAGUGUUGUGAAGAACCCCAAGAAACGAACGAGACCAUCGAGAACGGCACCCACUACAGUUCUCACCACCGACACAAUGAAUUUUAGAGCAAUAGUGCAAGAAUUUACUGGAAUCCCUGCACCACCGUUUUCGGGUUCAUCAUAUUCUCGAAGGCUUGAUCUUUUCGGCUCUAGGUCAGGUAUGCGAUCCGGUCAUGUAGAAACUUUAGGUUCUCUCUACCCUCUACGUCCCUCAGCUAAAAGGGCUAAGCCAACUCCUUUUCUAGCUUCUUCUCCUUCAUUGUUAAAUAAUCCUUUAGCUGAUGCUAAUAUUACCAAUACAAGUAGCAAUAACACCGUUCCCACUUGUAGUAACUAUGCUCAACUGCCUUCUGAUUUAGGCAUGCUAAAACAGACUCAAAAUAUGCCAAACUUUCAGAACCAGAGCCCCCUCCUAUCAUUCCAGUCCUUCCUACAUCCUACCCCUCUUCAGCCCUGUCUUAAUUUGGCUGGUUUUGGUGUGAAUUCCCAUGGAACUUCAGCCAUGCCUUCCAUUGAUGACUUGGGCAUGAGUCAUGGGAAUGAAGAUCAUUUGAGGCCUUUAGACCACUGGAAUCGUGGUAGCACUAGUACUGAUCAAAAUUCACAAAGAAAUAACAGCUGCAAGUUGAACACCUCAGCUUCUUCAUCAGGUUUUCAGCAUGAUAAGGAAUUGGAAAACGUGUCACUUAGAGCUGAAGGUACAGUUGAUUCAUGGAAUUGUCCUGCAGAUCAGUAGAAUAAUUACUUACAUGAAAUUUGUAAUGCAGAGAACUAGAAUUUUAAUGUGAAUAGGCUUUUCAAGCAGUAGUCAUAUUCUCUUCUCUCUUUUCUUUUCUUUUCAUUUUAGAAAUAAAUAAGAAAUUUAAACUGCAAUUUGUUCGGUGAGAAAUAAAAUUAUUGAUUAAUUAAAAUACAAAAAUUUUAUAACUAAAUAA
Molecule: messenger RNA, 1443 nt
Organism: Gossypium arboreum
Lineage: Eukaryota; Viridiplantae; Streptophyta; Magnoliopsida; Malvales; Malvaceae
Exons: 1
Coding region: 54-1244 (396 amino acids)
Source: RefSeq, a predicted model, not a curated record